AUGUCAGCUGAUAGGAGAUCUCGUCAGAGCGAUGCGGCUGCUGUUGCUGCUGCUGCUGCUGCUGCCGCCGCUGCCCCUGCUGCUGUCGACCAGACGAGUGUGGUAGCUACUCCUCAGCCGACCGACGCCAAGGAGCAAAAAGGUGACAAGCGGCUUUCGAGCUCGUCACAAGUCCUCACCUUUGUCAGUCUUCUCUUCCGCACAAAGCCAACAUGGGUUGACAUUGCGCUCGUCCUGGUGGGGACCAUCUCUGCAAUUGCGGCGGGAACACCCACGCCGCUCAUCGCCAUUGUUCUCGGUAACCUGAUGGACGACAUGAACAGCGCCAGCUGCUCGCUCAAGAAUAGUGGCAACCCGUUCGAGAUGGAGCCCAAGAUCAACGCGUCCGUCAAGAUCCUGGUCGUGAUCGCAGCGGCGCAAUUCUGCCUCAUAUACAUCUAUGCCGUCUGCUGGCGGCUGCAGAGCGAACGACUGACGCACCGGCUCCGCGAUGCCUAUUUCCGCUCCGUCCUGGCGCACGAGCCCGCCUUCUUCGACAACAGGAGUGCAGGAGAAGUCUCGUCGAGGUUGAGCGCCGACUGCGCCGCCGUCCAGGCAGGCACGUCGGAAAAGGUUGGAACCGUCAUCGGCCAGCUCUCCUUCUUCUGCACGUCCUUUAUUGUUGCGUUUGUGCGGCUGCCGGUCCUGGCGGCAAUCAUGACGUGCAUCUUGCCCGCCUAUCUCGUCGUGAAUUGGCUCAUGGCCGGCCACCUCGUCAAGUUCUCCGGUCGUGUGAUGGAGGCUUCGGCCUCUGCCGCAUCCAUCGCUUCCGAGGUGCUCAACAAUGUGGCCAUCGUGCAAGCUUUCGGGGCCGGCCCGAGACUCGAAGCCAAGUUCGCAUCACACAUGGCUUCCUCGAGAACCGCCGGCAUCAAGAAGGCGCUGGUGGCAUCGCUCCAGGCCGGUUCGACCUACUUCAUCAGCUACUCGGCCAACGCGCUUGCUUACUGGCAGGGCAGCCGCAUGAUUGCCGAUUCGCAACGGAAUGGAGGGGACGCCACUGUUGGAAAGGUCUUUACGGUCGUCCUUGUGGUUGUUGAUGCUUGCAUCAUUCUUGGCGGCAUCGCCCCGAUGCUCCCUAUUUUCGGCGGCGCCUCGUCUGCCUACCUUCGGCUCAAGGCGGAUAUGGAGCAGCCCAGCUCCAUCGACGGCACCGACGACUCUGGCGAUCGACUACCACACGAUACGCCGGGUGCCAUAGAGCUCCAGGGGGUCUCCUUCUCAUACCCCUCGAGACCGGAGCAGCUCGCUCUCAGUGACGUCAGCCUUUACUUCCCUGCCGGCAAGCACACCGCCCUUGUUGGUCUUUCCGGCAGUGGCAAGUCCACAGUGGCGGCCCUCGUCUGCCGCCUGUACGAUCCCUUGACUGGCACCGUUAGUUUUGACGGCGUCGACAUCCGUCGACUCAACGUCAGCAACCUUCGCAGCUUCAUCAGUCUCGUACAGCAGGAGGCACCACUGUUCGACCGAUCCGUGCUCGAGAACAUUGCCCUGGGUCUCGUCAACUCUCCGGCGCCCGCGCACCAAAAGUUCAAACCAAUCCUCAACAGUCCCACCCUUGCAAACCUCGUCGCCAACGGAGACAAGGACGUGCUCGACCUCGCGCGCAGCCAGGACCCUGACCUGGCCGAGCUCGUGGAGCUUGUGUACGCAGCGGCGCAGCUGGCGGACGCUACAUUCAUCGACCGGUUCGACAACGGCUACAGCACCCAGGUCGGCGUGGGCGGGAAGCUCGUCAGUGGCGGGCAGCGCCAGCGGAUCGCAUUGGCGCGGGCCCUCAUCCGUGACCCCAGGGUCCUGGUUCUGGACGAGGCGACGGCGGCUUUGGAUUCGGCCAGCGAGCAACGCAUCCAGGCCGCCAUCGACCGUGUGGCUGCGGCCGGUGGCCGAACCGUCAUCUCGAUUGCCCACAGGCUCUCCACCAUCCGCAACGCGGACAACAUUGUGGUCAUGCGAGACGGCAAGGUGGUGGAGCAGGGCUCGUACGCGGAUCUGGUAGCCUCCGGUGGAGCAUUUUCUGCCAUGGUGAACCUGCAGGGCAUCGGCUCGGGUGAUGACCGCGACAGCGUCUCGUCUGCCGGAAGCACGUGCAUCGACGCCAAAGGUGCCGAAGGGGUUGUGUCCAUAGAGGAACAAGAUCAAGCAUCUACGUCUGAGCGCUCCAACGAAAAACAGAUUGAGAAGACGCCCAUCCCCACAGAGUCGACCGGGGAGGAGAACGAAGCUCCCACGGACAAGGGCUCGGAUAAGGUCGCAUCAGAGGUUGCCAAGGGGCUUGGUUGGCUUGUUCGGCCGAGCAUCUGGUGGCUGGUUAUGGGUAUUAUCGGCGCCACUCUUGUUGGCUGCGCAUUCAGUGCCUCGGGUCUUCUCGUCGGAAACACCCUUGCUCUUCUCAAUCCGUGUGUCACCACGCCCGAGGGUGUUUUGAGUUUCGGACAAAUGUUUGGCGGGCUGCUUUUCAUGCUUGCCUUUGUCGAGCUGGCCGCAAACAUCGGCAGCUGGAUGGGCUUCGGUGUGGUCUCCGAGAACAUCCUUUACAAGACCAAAGUCUUGUCCCUCCGGGCAUUGAUGGGCCAGACGGUGGAGUGGCACCAGUCCGAGGGACGCACGCCCGCGUUGCUGCUCUCCAUCAUCACAAAGGACGGCGCUGCUCUCCAGGGAUUCAGCGGCUCCAUCGUGGGCACCCUGCUGGCGAUCGUGGUCAACUUUCUGUUCGCCAUCAUCCUCUCCCACAUCCUGGCUUGGAAGAUCGCCCUGGUCUGCCUCGCGGUCGUGCCGAUCCUCCUGGGCGCGGGCAUCAUGCAGUUCCGCGCAUUCGCCCGGUUUGACGAGAGGCACGAGAAGGCCUACUCCAGCGCCGUUGGGAUCACGGUGGAGGCGGUCAACUCGAUGAAGACGGUGGCCAGCCUGUCGCUGGAGAAGGAGCUGAUUGGCACUUAUCGGCGCGCGCUCAAGGGUCCGCGGAGUGACAUCCUCAAGGCCAGCCUGUACACAAACAUCUGGCUUUCGAUCGCCAACAGCACCGCCUUCUUCGUCAACGGCCUGGUCUACUGGUGGGGGUCGCAGCUCAUCAUGAGGGGAGAGAACACGCAGAGCCAGUUCUUCACGGUCAACAUCGCCCUCUUGGUGAGCGCGACCCUUUGGGCCCACGCGUUCGCGCUCGCCCCCGAGGUCUCCCGCGCCAAGUCUUCCGCCUCGAGGAUCCUCGGCCUGGUCGACCUCACGCCCAACCGCCAUCUCCCCCUCCCCAAGAAGGGCGGCGGCGGCGAGAAGGAAAAACAAAAAGACGUCGAGGCGUCGGCCGAGCCCAAGCCCGCAUCGCCGGCGACGCUGCUGUCGUCGGAUGGCGAGAACCGCGGCAUCGCCAUCACCUUCCGCGACGUGUCGUUCGCGUACCCCACGCGCCAAAACGUGCCGAUCCUCAACGGGACCAACUUCACCAUCGGCCCGGGCCAGUUCGUGGGGCUGGUGGGCCCGUCGGGGGCCGGCAAGUCCACCAUCCUCGCGCUGAUGCAGCGGCUGUACUGCCCGACGUCGGGGACCAUCACGAUGGACGGGGUGGACCUGAGCAGCGCGGCGGGGCGGCACGCGUUCCGCGACGACAUCGCCGUGGUGCCGCAGGACAAUGCGCUCUUCGACGGCACGGUGCGCUUCAACGUGGGGCUGGGGGCGCGGCCGGGCCGGGAGGCGACCGACGCCGAGGUGGAGGAGGCGUGCCGCCUGGCGAACCUGCACGACACCAUCGUCGACACGCUGCCCGACGGCUACGACACCGAGUGCGGGCCCAACGGCAGCCGGCUCAGCGGCGGGCAGCGGCAGAGGCUGGCCAUCGCGCGCGCCCUCGUCCGCCGGCCCAGGCUGCUGCUGCUGGACGAGAGCACGUCGGCCCUCGACGCCGAGAGCGAGGCCGCGCUGCAGGAGGGCCUGGAGAGGGUCGCCAGGGGCAUCACCGUCGUCGCCAUCACCCACCGCCUGCACACGGUGCAAAAGGCCGACGUCAUCCUCGUCGUCGAGGGCGGCAGGGUCGUCGAGAGGGGCUCGCACCGCGAGCUGAUGGAGCGGAGCGACAGCUACCGCGUCAACGCCAUGCAGCAGAUGCUGCAGUGA
Molecule: messenger RNA, 4146 nt
Organism: Pyricularia pennisetigena
Lineage: Eukaryota; Fungi; Ascomycota; Sordariomycetes; Magnaporthales; Pyriculariaceae
Exons: 3
Coding region: 1-4146 (1381 amino acids)
Biological process (GO): transmembrane transport
Cellular component (GO): membrane
Molecular function (GO): ATP binding; ABC-type transporter activity; ATP hydrolysis activity
Source: RefSeq, a predicted model, not a curated record